UGUUGACAGAGAAGUGCUAAUUUCUCUCAAAGAGGGUGAAAGGAUACUGGACUUUUAUAUUAUCUUAUUAGUAGUGAUGUGUUGAUGCUGAGAGUUCUCUGUGUGCACCACAAAAAUUUUUGGGCCAUGUGAAAAUGGGAGAUUGGAACUUAUUGGGGAGCAUCUUGGAGGAAGUUCAUAUUCACUCCACCAUUGUGGGCAAAAUCUGGCUUACUCUUCUUUUCAUCUUUCGUAUGCUUGUGCUCGGAGUUGCCGCCGAAGACGUUUGGGAUGAUGAGCAAAGUGAGUUUGUGUGUAACACGGAGCAACCUGGAUGCAAGAAUGUCUGCUAUGACCAGGCGUUCCCCAUAUCCCUCAUUCGAUACUGGGUCUUGCAGAUCAUCUUUGUCUCCUCACCAUCCCUGGUGUACAUGGGACAUGCCCUCUACCGACUCCGAGCUUUAGAGAAGGAACGCCACAAGAAGAAAUCUCAUUUGAAGGCAGAACUGGAGGAUACGGAAGCUAUUUUCGAGGAGCAUAAAAGGAUUGAGAAGGAGCUUAAGAGGCUGGAAGAACAGAAGAAAGUGAGGAAGGCACCUUUAAGGGGUUCCUUACUGCGCACAUAUGUGUUGCAUAUCCUUACCAGGUCAGUGGUAGAGGUGGGAUUCAUUGUAGGGCAGUACAUGCUCUAUGGAAUUGGACUGACCCCGUUAUACAAAUGUGAGCGUGAGCCCUGCCCCAACAGCAUUGAUUGCUUUGUUUCCCGGCCAACAGAGAAGAAUAUCUUCAUGAUUUUCAUGCUGGUCAUUGCAGGGGUUUCCCUGUUCCUCAAUCUCCUGGAAAUAUUCCAUCUUGGUGUCAGAAAAAUCAAGCAGAGCAUAUAUGGCUCCAAGUAUGGUGGGGAUGAUGACAGUAUUUGCAGAUCAAAGAAAAACUCCAUGGUCCAACAGAUGUGUGUGCUUACCAAUUCCUCACCACAAAAACAUAAGCAUUUGACGCACACUUCCUUUGCAGUGGUGCCUGAUGGACAGAUGGAAGCUUUGCCUCUCUACAUGCCAAUGCUUGCCCCUCCAUGUAGUCAAGAGGUGCCAAACAAAGACACUCAUAGAUCUGAACAGCACUCCAGGCAAACCCGUCUUCCAAGCCAGCCUGAGGUUCAGGCUCUCCAUCAGCUGGGUGUCACAGAAUGUCGCCCCACUUUAGACAACCGUCCACAAUCCUGCAGCAGUGAGGAUUCUGGGCCCAAGGGCUCUGGACAGCUCCAAAAUGUAAAUCAGCAGCCCAGAGCCUCACUCCAAGCUAGUCACAUAGAGAUACCAGCAGCCCUACGGAACGCCCUGCGGAAACAGAGUCGGGUCAGUCAGUGUAAAGACUUCAGUGAGGAGAGUGAUUCUCCAGACAGUGUGAACUACCCCACUGCGAGGAAAGCCAGCUUUAUGUCACGGGGGCUCUCUGAUAGUCCACCGGGUAGUCCAUCCUCCAAGAGUGGAUCGGAUGCAGAGGCCAAGCGUCUUGUUCAAGGGGAGAGUCCAGCUAUGACACCACCCCCGGCCAGUGGACGAAGAAUGUCAAUGAGCAUGAUCCUGGAACUGUCUUCAAUCAUGAAAAAGUGACAAUUUGGAGAUCUUCGAAGUCUCAACUAUCUGCUAAGUGGAUAGCAACGAGAAGAGUUGCAAUGAGACUUAAUUAAUUUCCAUCUACAAAAUUCAUAAUUACAGCAAAACAUUUUGUUUGACAAUUAAUA
Messenger RNA from Xyrauchen texanus (razorback sucker), 1723 nucleotides. RefSeq names its product gap junction protein alpha 10 b (gene gja10b). Lineage: Eukaryota; Metazoa; Chordata; Actinopteri; Cypriniformes; Catostomidae. The coding region runs from base 135 to 1592 and encodes 485 amino acids. Gene Ontology annotation, biological process: cell communication. The record is from RefSeq and is a predicted model, not a curated record. The transcript is spliced from 3 exons. Gene Ontology annotation, cellular component: connexin complex.